Mus caroli (Ryukyu mouse) is the source of this 1683-nucleotide messenger RNA. RefSeq names its product SPT7 like, STAGA complex subunit gamma (gene Supt7l). Gene Ontology annotation, cellular component: SAGA complex. Lineage: Eukaryota; Metazoa; Chordata; Mammalia; Rodentia; Muridae. Gene Ontology annotation, molecular function: transcription coactivator activity; protein heterodimerization activity. The record is from RefSeq and is a predicted model, not a curated record.
CCUUGGCCCAUUAAUCAAUAAACAAGGUUCCUAGGCUUGACCUAGUCCUCCACUCCGACUUGUCAGAGUCAGGCAGCCGCGUAUACCACUCCUGGGGCAGGGCGGGAGAGUAUUGUCUGACCUAGAGUUUUGCUACCACCUUUUUAAAGUGAUCUUAGCUUGCUUCUUAUGUGGGAACUGCCUAGACUUCCUGCUUUUCACUACAGAAGCUUCUGAUCUACCGUUGCCAGAGACGUAAGCACACACCUUUAGGAUAUCGUUCACAUUAGGCCGGAGAGCUCUUCUCUGCUUGCUCUAAAAUGCUGAGGUACUGGGGAGAGAUACCGAUACCGACAGGACAGACCAACAGAAGUUCCUUUGAUCUGCUCCCACGGGAGUUCCGUCUGGUGGAAGUCCAUGACCCGCCCCUGCACCAGCCCUCAGCCAACAAGCCGAAGCCCCCCACGAUGCUGGACAUUCCCUCAGAACCGUGUAGCCUCACCAUCCAUACCAUUCAGUUGAUCCAACACAACCGACGUCUGCGCAGCCUUAUUGCCACAGCUCAGACCCAGAGUCAGCAGCAGACAGAGGGUGUGAAGGCUGAAGAGAGUGAACCUCUUCCCUCCUGCCCUGGCUCACCUCCUCUCCCUGAUGACCUCCAGCCUUUAGACUGUAAAAAUCCCAAUGCUCCAUUCCAGAUCCGGCACAGUGACCCAGAGAGUGACUUUUACCGCGGGAAAGGAGAACCUGUGACAGAGCUGAGCUGGCACUCCUGCCGUCAGCUCCUCUACCAAGCAGUCGCCACAAUCCUGGCCCACACAGGCUUUGAGUGUGCUAAUGAAAGUGUCCUGGAGACCCUAACUGACGUGGCACAUGAAUACUGCCUCAAGUUCACCAAGCUGCUGCGCUUUGCUGUCGACCGAGAGGCCCUGCUGGGACAGACUCCUUUCCCUGAUGUAAUGGAACAGGUGUUCCAUGAAGUGGGCAUUGGCAGUGUGCUCUCCCUGCAGAAGUUCUGGCAGCACCGCAUCAAGGACUAUCACACUUACAUGCUACAGAUUAGUAAGCAGCUCUCUGAAGACUAUGAAAGGAUUGUGAAUCCCGAGAAGGCCACAGAAGACACUAAACCUGUGAAGAUCAAGGAAGAGCCUGUGAGCGACAUCACAUUUCCUGUCAGUGAGGAGCUGGAGGCCGACCUUGCUCCUGGGGAUCAGUCCUUACCCAUCGGGGUCCUCGGGGCUCAGAGUGAGCGCUUCCCAUCCAACCUGGAGGUGGAGGCUUCGCCACAGGCUCCAAGUGCCGAGGUCAAUGCUUCUCCUCUCUGGAACCUGGCUCACGUGAAAAUGGAGCCUCAAGAAAGUGAAGAGGGCAAUGUGUCUGCGCAUGGGGUGCUGGGCAGUGAUGUCUUUGAGGAGCCAAUGUCAGGCAUGAGUGAGGCUGGACUCCCUCAGAGCCCUGACGACUCAGACAGCAGCUAUGGUUCCCACUCCACUGACAGCCUCAUGGGGUCGUCCCCUGUUUUCAGUCAGCGCUGCAGGAAGAGGAUGAGGAAGAUUUAACUGCAGAGCGACAGACCUGCACCAGCCAGCAGAAGGCCCUGAGGGCUGGAUGUUUCCACAAGUAGUAAUUAGAUUGUAUUCUUUUUUUUUGUUGUUUUUUCGAGACAGGGUUUCUCUGUGUAGCCCUGGCUGUCCUGGAACUCAU